AUGGACUACCAGCUCCGCAGAGAAAUCACCCUCCUCCGCAAUAACUGCGAUAAGCUACUUGACCGGGGCCAUAGCUUAGAGCUACGCCGUAAGCAGAUAAAGAAGGUCAAGGAGCUUUACAUAGGAAAACACCAAGCGAAAGAGCUAUAUGUUUUUCUAGCCCGAGCUGAGUUUCGGCUUCUCGAGGAAACCACUCACAUGAUUGACGAGAUUAAAGACACCAUGGCGAGGCUAGAUAUCCUCUGGUCUGAAUUAAUGCUCACAUGGCCCGGAGCUGAGGAUGAUGAAAGAAGGCUGGAAGUUGAAAAACAGGCUUUUGGUGGGAAGAUAUGGAGUGACUAUAGGGACUUUGUCAACGAGCUCUACUCCGAAUCCAUCUCUGGCUAUGACUGGUUGGACUUUGAGGAGUGA
Messenger RNA from Morchella importuna, 411 nucleotides. RefSeq lists its product as uncharacterized. The record is from RefSeq and is a predicted model, not a curated record. The transcript has a single exon. Bases 1 to 411 code for a protein of 136 amino acids. Lineage: Eukaryota; Fungi; Ascomycota; Pezizomycetes; Pezizales; Morchellaceae.